ACUCCGCCACCACUUUCCUCUUCGCCGCUGAAAUAUUUUAACAAAAUGUCUUUCUCUGGAUUUGUUCGCGACCUUUCUCUCUGCGCUUCUCACAGUUCGCAUGGGAGUGGGAGAGGCGGCGGUGACACCAUACGCAACCCAAUCUCCCAGAUCCGGCUACUGGCACUAACCCUAGCAGCAUUCCCCCUCUCAAUGCCUCAUAGGACUCCCAGAUCUGCGCUUCUCACAGUUCUCUUGGUCAGAAUCACUAAGUUUAUGGUCAGACCACCAAAGUGCAAAGGAGCAGAGAUGGGUUUGUAACGAGCUUGGCCUGGUAACAAUCCAUUUUAGACAACAAGACUGCUUCCUAGAUUCCUAAUUCUGCCAGCUAUAGGUUUCUUAUCUGGGCUCAAAAGCAAUGGCUUCCAGCAAAGAUGAUGUUGAUCAACCUACUGAUUCCUAUUCUCUACUUAAGAAUCCUUACAAGGAUCUUGAUGAUGGUCGCCAGCGGUUUCUUCUUGAGUUGGAAUUUGUUCAAUGCCUUGCCAAUCCAACGUAUAUCCACUACGAUGAGUAUGCCACCGCAUCAGAAAAUGAUCCAAAGAUUUUGUUGACCACAUCUCGUGAGCUAAGCCAGCAUCUUGGUCAGUUUGUUAAAGAAUUAAAAUUGGUAUUUCCCAACGUAGCGAGAAUGAACCGUGGUAGUCAAGUGAUCUCAGAAAUUAUUGAGUUUUGCCGAGCGCAUGAAUAUAUAGAUGUUAUUUUUGUGCAUGAACAUCGUGGUGAGCCUGAUAAUUUGGUCAUUUGCCACUUGCCAUUUGGUCCAACUGCAUUCUUUGAGUUGCUGAAUGUGUUUACAAAUCUCAAGUACUCCAGAGUUAAAAUUGAUGAAGUGUGGUUCGAGUGGGCAUACUACCUUGAUGUUUGUCCCAUCUUGCCAAAUGAUGGCAUAGGUUCUUUUGUGCUUGUUCUACUAUCUCGGCCUUUUUGCUCUUCCCCUUAG
Molecule: messenger RNA, 982 nt
Organism: Zingiber officinale
Lineage: Eukaryota; Viridiplantae; Streptophyta; Magnoliopsida; Zingiberales; Zingiberaceae
Product: U3 small nucleolar ribonucleoprotein protein IMP4-like
Exons: 9
Coding region: 398-982 (194 amino acids)
Biological process (GO): rRNA processing; regulation of DNA-templated transcription
Cellular component (GO): mediator complex; Mpp10 complex; small-subunit processome
Molecular function (GO): rRNA primary transcript binding; transcription coregulator activity; snoRNA binding
Source: RefSeq, a predicted model, not a curated record